AUGACCGAACAGUGGAUGAUCAAGAUGGUGGGUCAGGCUUUGGAGGAGCUGCUCGUGGAAGCUUAUCACCAGAACUGCCUCAGAAUCGGUGUAAUUGAGUCCUACAAAUACAUGAAAGCAAACCCGCACAGAGUCGUCCUGUGCGUCCUUGCCAGCGAAAAGGAAACGGAGGGUGACAUUAUGUUACAGAUGAAUCUAAUCCAGCUAAAGGAUAUGUGCUACAAGAAGAACGUCAGCAUCAUGUGUUCGACAGACACGAGACGGCUGGCAGAGCUGGUGAACAUGGAUGACAUCAACGGCAACGAGGCCUCGCGGGACCUGCACUGCAUUCUGGUCACUGUCCCUCCAGUGAAGCCGCUUCCACGCCAGGCCCUGCAGAUCCUCAGCAGCUUCUGCGAAGAAAGCCGACGGAGGGACUCCAGCACACAGAAAAAGAUGGAGACCAUCAGCCAGACUUUGGAACAUGUAUUGCUCACAGCUCAUCAUCAGAACUGUCUGACUGUGGGAGUUUAUGAGUCUGCAAAAUUCCUGAAUGAAUACCCGGAUGGCGCGGUGCUGUGUGUGCUGGCCCUUGAUGAGGAGGAUGAAGAUGACGCUGCGCUGCAGAUUCACUUCAAACUGCUGCAGGCUUUCUGCUACAACAAUUACCUCGACAUCCUGCGAGUGACGGGAAUGAGGCGGCUCGCUCAGCUGCUAGACGAAACCAGCAACAGAAACGAAUCCCGCGACCUGCAUUGCAUCUUGGUCACUAACACUUCUGAACAGAUUCUGCAGUGCGAGGCUCUUCAGCAGGUCGCCAGGUUCUGCGAGGAGAGCCGCCACAGGUACGAGUGUCUCCCCCACCUUGAGCUGCAGGACCGCUGA
Molecule: messenger RNA, 864 nt
Organism: Pundamilia nyererei
Lineage: Eukaryota; Metazoa; Chordata; Actinopteri; Cichliformes; Cichlidae
Product: growth arrest and DNA damage-inducible protein GADD45 beta-like
Exons: 8
Coding region: 1-864 (287 amino acids)
Biological process (GO): regulation of cell cycle
Cellular component (GO): cytoplasm; nucleus
Source: RefSeq, a predicted model, not a curated record